Messenger RNA from Exophiala spinifera, 2295 nucleotides. RefSeq lists its product as uncharacterized. Gene Ontology annotation, molecular function: zinc ion binding; DNA-binding transcription factor activity, RNA polymerase II-specific; DNA binding. The coding region runs from base 1 to 2295 and encodes 764 amino acids. NCBI's taxonomy places the organism in Eukaryota, Fungi, Ascomycota, Eurotiomycetes, Chaetothyriales, Herpotrichiellaceae. Gene Ontology annotation, biological process: DNA-templated transcription; positive regulation of transcription by RNA polymerase II. The record is from RefSeq and is a predicted model, not a curated record. The transcript has a single exon.
AUGGCGAAUGAAAACUGUCAACCACAGCCUACGAGGCCUCGAAAGCGACGGAGAGGGGCUGGUAUCGAUGAGAUAGACAACGCAUCUGGAACGGUCACUGAGCCUAUAAGACGAGCGUCGAGAGCUUGUGACCAAUGUCGACUGCAGAAGAAACGAUGUGAUUCAGGCCAUCCCUGCGACGCAUGCGCAAAGACAUCACUCGACUGCCGUUACGGCCAACAGAGCAAGAAGCGUGGGUUUGCUACAGGGUACGUGCACAUAGUCGAAGCACUGUGGGCUCUGGUAUUCAAAGCGGUACCCGGUAGUCAAGAGGCUACUCUACGGUUGUUGCAACGUUCAAAUAUUGGAUAUGACGAUGAAGGAAAAGCCAGCCUCUUCAAUUUGCAGUUUGACGCGGUCGAUUCGUCCCGAAAGGCAUGGUUGAGCAGUUCAAUCAGACAUGAAAUCGACAAGCUAGUGUCUAAUCUCGAGGACACUACUGGUGAUGCUCUGAAAGAUCGCCUACAGCCUGAGACUGGGAAGGAGGGAAAACCAUCUGCGCCUCUGGGAACAAAUUUCAGUCCGUGGUCAAUCCCGGCGGACGGCCUGGAGGAUAGAAGAAGCUCUAAACGCAGCCGCAAGUGUCUGGAUAUGGCAAACAUCAACUCCAGAGCUCGCAGUGGAACUGCUAUGCCACUCACUGCUCUUGGCGACAUCCACGAACCACUUCCUCCCGACGCCUGGAAACUCAUCGAGACGUACUUCAAGUUCAGUCACUCUUGGUUACCAAUUACACAGAAACACAGCAUAGUUCGCACGCUGACAGAAGUUCAAGAUGGGGUGGCACACAGCUCACGUCGAAUGGGACUUCUCUGGGCUGUGCUUGCGACCGCUUCCAUGCAACACCAUCAACAACAACCCGCUCGGGAGCAGGAGCAUCCGUCGAUAUCAGAGAUUUACUACAACGAGGCUAUCAAGAGCAUCCCAGGACGAUCAUCGAGUCUAGAUCCAGACCAUGUAAAGGCGCUCGUUCAGCUGGCAGUGCUAGACAUCGCCAGGAGGCGAUGGGACGCGGCAUUCCUCAUCCUCCGCCGUGCGAUCCGCGCGAUACUCCACUUCCUGAGGGUAUACCAGGAUCGGCCAGGAGAUAACCCGGUCGAUUCGGCUUUCCUCCGAACAGUUCUCGCAGCUUUUUCCAUGGACACACUUCUUGCGGCCCGAUCAGGCACAAUACCCCAGCUUCGGUCCCAAGAGGUGCGCUUGGCUUUACAAUAUGAUGAAAACGAGGCCGACGAGUGGGAACUGUGCUCGUCAAGCCAUGGGGACUCUGGUGCAAACAUCCAGGGACAUGCAGCAAGCUCAGAAAGGCCCCUCAGAACACUCAGCAUCUUCAAACACUAUGUCAAGCUCCUUUUCAUUUUGAACGAGUCUGUCUGUGACCUUUGUCCUUUCAAAGACGACCAGGCAAAACUCCGCGACUCCCUGGACAAACUUGGUUCUUGGAAAUCUCACCUUCCAAGACAUUGCCGGCAAUGCCAGGCUCCUGUCGUCGGGGACAAUGGGCAGCAGCAGCAGCAGCAGCAUGUCUUGCCCGCUGUUGCUAAUCUACAUCUGACCGCCGAAGCUGUGUCUCUGUUUGUCCGUGGGAGGCAGUACGCAUACGCCGCGGGAAUUCCAUGCGAAUUCAGCAGACUUGAAAGCUUCACGGAGAGCGGCUCUAUGGUGAGGUCGACGUAUCAAAGGGUAUUUGGGGCGGUAGCGUGGAGCGGCGUCCUGGACUUCCACGAAUACUCCAGUCGUCUCCGGUGUAAAGCCGUCAAUACGCAAAUGUCCACGGCGUCGGUAUCUGAUGUAUUCGGUUACCCUGACGUAAGGGACACGACAUCUUACGACUGUUCAGGCAUUGAGAUUUUCAAUGUUGAUCCUGGCCCAGAGUAUACGCUGACGAAUAUUGAGGCCGUACCGCCAGGACAAUGUCCUGUAACUGGCGGUCUUUUCCUCAGCGUCCUCGACGAUAUAAUGACAGAUCAGAACCCACAAGAUUCCGAUUUGGCAUCGACUGAAUUGCGGAUGCCAGAGCUGCAUAUGUCAGCAGGAUCGUUCUUCGCAUCAUUUGACAUACCACAAUCCGACGCCGGACGGGCCCAUUCGUGCCGCGAGAAUCCUAGGGCUGAGAGCAUCAGCGAUGAUACGUCAAUCACCGCCUUGUUGGACGAGCUCUCUGAAACGCAGAACAAGUUCGACUGGAUGGAAAACGAAGUCCCAAGUAUGUCUGCGUACAAUCCUGACUUCAUGCAGGGAGAUCCAAUCACUUGA